UUGCGUGUGUGUCGGCGACUUGCAGCAUAAACUGUUGCUGCAUUCGUUAUCGUCGUCUUUCUUUUUCGACCAUUAAUUUCAAAUAGAUGUACAUUAUAGAUAAAAAAGAUUGAAUUAUCUAAUUAUAUUGCAAUAAAAUGUCAGGAUAAUGAACUGCUAAUUGAUCGACGUCACGGCAUCAACAGGAAACAGAUCGGUUGUUGAUAGCAAUAAUAUCGAGGACGGAAAGUAGGGCCUGGAGCAUUACAGCAAAUGCACAGAUACCAUGCCACCAAAACGACCAACCACAUAUGGCAGCCGAUGCCCACCAGCUCACUUCAUGAUGAGUGCGUGCGAUCGGGCAGCUCGACCCUUAAUAAAUCCUGCAGAUGGACAGUCCAUGCCAUUGAUAAGUGAUGAGUGUUCAACAGCAGCAACAACAACAACAACAAUAACUGGUCGUGGUGUGGUGUCCAAAAAUCACUGCUGUCGCUUGUUACAAGGUCUGCAGGAGCUACGCUACAACUCAACUCUUUGUGAUUAUUCUGUUAUUGCUGAAGGAGAAGAAAUCAAAGUACACAAGGCAGCUAUGGCAGCUUGUAGCGACUAUUUCCGAGUUAUGUUGACUGGUAGUAUGCGAGAAAGCCGAGAGCAGUGUGUGGAGCUCAAAGGUGUCACAGCAGGUGGUCUUAAGGUGGUAGUGGAUUUUGUGUACACUGGAAUGCUGGCUCUGACUAUUGAAAAUGUGGAAGAAGUUCUGUCUGCUGCUACACACCUGCAGGUGCAGAUUGCGGUGGAACUGUGCAGCAAGUACCUGGAGAUGGCCAUCAGUGUUGACAACUGUGUGGACAUCCUCAACUUGGCUGAGUUGUAUACUCUGUCCAGCAUGAGUGCAAGAGCUCGCCAGUUCAUCCUGGAAAACUUUGAGGUUGUGGCUGACUCAGACCAGUAUUACAAGCUGACAUCUAGACAGCUGGCUUCCAUGCUUGCUGAGAACAGUCUGCGGGUGAACUCAGAAUUUCGUCUCUUUGAGCUUGUUCUGCGCUGGAUUAAGUUUGAUCGUGAGGCUCGUCAAUCAUCUGUCGCUGAACUCAUGCGUAACAUUCGUCUGCCCCUAUUGUCGGGAGAGGAAUUAGUUGAAAAGGUCAGCAGGGUCCUAGUGAUGAAGGAGAAUGCUGAAUGCAGUGCACUGCUCACCGAGGCCAAGGACUACCACAUCGUCAUCAGCAAGCAACCGCUGCUGCAAACAGCCCGCACGCAGGUCCGCUCAGACAUGCAGUCCCUGGUCAUGUGCCAUGCCCAGAACCUGGAGUCGUACACAUUUCGCACUCAGCGGCAGGGGUUUUUGAGAGAUGCUACCAUCCCACUCUACAACCCUAGUGUUGUCGUUGUUGACAACUUUAUGUAUGCUUGUGGUGGAAAGUAUGAUAGUACCGAAAACAACGAGAUUGCCACAGCCAGAUGUUUCCGCUAUGAUCCUCGUUUUGAUUCUUGGUUUGAGCUUACCUCGAUGACAGAAGCCCGCAAAGAUUUUGUGGUUGUGGCAUUAGAUGGAAAACUCUAUGCAGUGGGUGGACAAGAUGAGAACAUGGUGAUGUGUACAGUGGAAUGUUUUACCAUCGCCAAAAAUGACUGGGAAAUGCGGGCAUCAAUUUCCAAUUCCUGCUACGGCCAUGCAGGGGCAGUUUGUAGGGGAAAGAUCUACAUCUCUGGAGGUCAGCGUUUUUCUGGCUGCAGCAACAACGUUGUCUGCUACACGCCAGAAGCAGAUGUGUGGGAAGAGCGAGCGUCAAUGCUGACUGGUCGCUGUAACCAUGUGAUGGUAGAGGUGGCAGAAAAGCUGUAUGUGGUUGGAGGAAAUAUAGAGGACAGCUACGGGUUUCCCGUGCCCAUCAUUACAGUCGAGCACUACUGUCCUGUAGCUGACCAGUGGACUCUGUGCCAAAGCACCUGCAAUAUUCGGGAGGCCGGGGCCAGUGUCUUAGACAACAGGGUUUACAUAGUGGGAGGUAUCAACGGCGAACACUAUUAUUCAGAUCUUCUUCAAACUUUUGACCCACUCAAGGAUGAAAUGCGACUUGUAGAAAAGUUUCCCACUCGUAUAUAUGGUCGUGCAUGUUGUAUUCUUACCCUGCCACAGUAUGUCUAACUGUUUCAGAACAUUUAAAAAUCAUCCUAUGAAUUUUUAAAAACAUUUCAAGAACUAGCACUGGCAACAUUCAAAUUAUGUAAGAGGGAUAUACACAUGAGAAUGGUAAUGAUAAAAGUCCCUUUUGCCUAGUUUCUAUGUCUAGUGCAUUCUCUGUUCAUCAUUGGCAGGGUUUGCACAAUUAUAAGUUAUCCAGGUGGCAGAUCCCCAACUUCCCACUAUUGAUUGUUUAUUUCUCCCUCUCCAUCAUUCCCUAUAGGCUGACAUGGGGGUAGGAGAGGGUGAGAUAAAUGUUUCCUGUAACUUAUAUUGUUUUUACAUCUUGGCCAAGUGUAACAGGCAUGAUGAAUUUAAAUGCAAUGCUUUGUUCUGGUCUUGCUUCCAAUGUGCAUGGACAGUGACAUCUUUAGUCAUGUCUUACACAGAUUUUGUGAUUUUGGUUGUUGAAAUGUGUACUGUUUGUACAGAUUCUGGAGAUCUUUUAGCUAGAACGGGCCUGUGAUGAAUGUGUGCACUAGUUUCGUAUUUUUAGUUUGCCCCCACUCACUCCACAAAUGUCCUGUAAAGCAGACAUCCCAAUAUCAAUUAUGAUUAUUAUUACUAAGGUAGAAAGUUUUUUUGUACAAAGGGAACAGUAAUGCUUCUCAGACUACACAAAUGAGUCCAAAGAAUUUACUCACACUGUUCAAAACACUAGUUAUUAAGUCUUGUUAGAAUGUGCCAUAGUCUUGUAGUAGUAGUAGAAGAAGAUAAAAAGAGCACUUAUAUAGCAUAUUUUCUCAUAUGAUAGUGAGCUCAGUGCACUUUAUGCAAGAGAAUGACACAAAAUACUAAGUGGGAGAAUUAAGAUAUGACAGUCAUGUGGAGUGAAAGCACAAUGUAUGCCUAGAAUCUAGUGUUGCCUUUUUCACAGUUUAAGAUGUCAGCUUUAAAUGGUUCAGAUCUGUACUCCAUAAAAACAAUGAUGUCAUUAGGUGACAGAUUUACACAUCCAUUCAAUGCACUGCUUACUCCAAGCUGAAAGAAGUGAAGUGUUCAUUAAAAAGUGCAAUUUGUAUUCCUAUCACGUAAACCAGUCGCCACACCCAUAGAAAUUGUAAACUAUGAAGAAAGGUAAAGGUCAUUUUAGGGUUCAUGGUGUUAGAUCACCUUUCUCAGGACCAGCCUUUCUGAUGAGGGAAGUUCCCAUCUCUCCCUCUUACUGUGGUAGCUUUCCACAAACCUCUAUGGAGUCAGGUACCCAUUCCCAACAGCUUGGUUGACUGGAGGAAGCUGUGCCACCUGGAUAUUGAACCUGCACACCUCUGUGUUCAGAUGCCAGUGCUAUAACAACUCAGCUUCCCGUGACAGUUAUCCAUAGGAUUUGUAUGGCAGCUCUAUUACAGAUUUAACAAAGGUCAGAAGGAAUCUACAUAUCCUUAUCAACAGUAACGUCUCCCCAAAAAAGAAACCAAAACCACUAAGAUAGAAGGGGGCAUUGUGUCCAGUGGCCGGUACGACCAGAAACAUAAUGAAGUCUGGUGAUGGGGAUUGGAGUUUUGUGCCGAGCCACCAACUGUAUCACUGCAGUGCAGCCUCCUCUGUAAACAGAUGCCACAUGCAGAGAAAGAACAGUGUGCCCGAGAGGAGAUCUGAACCCAGGACAGCCAAUUCUUGCUGUAUUGGUGACACCGGACCACCUAAGAGCUGACAGAAGAAAUCAGCAAGACAAAAAGACAGAGCAGUCUCUUCAAGCAAGUUAGGCGAAGAAACAUCACUCUCACUUGUUUGAUUAAGAUAUAGAACUGGCAAUAAAACAUCUCAUUUCUGUCAGUUGGUGAUGUGCUGUAAUUUGCUCAAGUUUGCGGAUCUUUUACCAUGAAGUCAGUUUUUCUGAAAACUUGCUCGAUAAUGCACCAGCAGGCACCUAGGUCCUAUCUGAGUUGGUGGUUGAACUUGUGACUAUAAUCAUCAUGUGACCUUUGGCCACAGCAUGUCAACACAAAGAGGAAGAAAAUUGGGUUCAGGGAGUUAAUGGUUUAUCCAUACACAAAGUGUGAGGACUUUACAGGGUUAAAUUAUGUUGGAACAGGAAACUUGUCUGCAAAAGGUACAUCAGGGCAGCACUUGAAGAUGUCAUUGAACAUCCAUAACAAAUAUGGUAAAAAAAGUAUUUAAAACAUCAGUUUCUCUAACAUACAUUUUUUAUAAUUUAAUUACUAUUAUUUUUUUUACUUUUGCCAACUCAAAGGAAAACGUUCCACCUUGACCGUUUUACUAAAGAGUUCUUAAGACUGUGGUUGAAAGAUAAUAAAGUAUAUUUAUAUAGCAAUAGAUAAUAAAGCAUCUGUGUCAAUGUUGAUAACGAGCACAGAGCUACAUAGCAAAUGGCCAUGACUGUAAACAGCUAAGUAUUAUUGAACACACUACUGCUGCACAUAAGAUUUACAAAAAAGUUAAUCAAUAGGUCUUUUCAAGCCCGCAUGCUGCUAAGGGCUUGUAUUAUUUUAAAAGAGGAUGCACUUAAGUAUUUAUUUAGCAAAAAUGGAUGACAGUAACCCUCUUUAUGGAGGUUUGAAAAAAAGGAAAUGUUUUGCCUGUGGGUGUAUAUAUGUGUGUGCACGAGUGCAAAUGCUGUUAAAAUAACAUAAGAGAAAUGGCCAGUCCAGUUUUCUUGCUCUUUCUUUCUCAAUUAUAAACAUGAUUGUAAAUAAUUUAUGAAAGGCUUGAGAGUGAUGUGAUAGAGACGUAAUGAAGUUCUAUAAAAGGUUUGAGUGUGAUACGAUGAAGAUGAAUGAAACAACAUUGCAUGUCUGGUUCAUCUUCAAAAUACCUGUGGCAGUGUUUACCAUCAUGUAGAGAGGUGCAUAAAUCAUGUCAUAAGAGUGUUCCAAAUCGUCAAGAAAAUUUGCCUAAAAUCAGAACAAUAUAAAAAUACAAAUAUAAGCAAUUUGGUGUCUAGGGUAAAAAAAAUUUUAUUAAAAAAAGUUUGCCAUUUUCUUGUCAUCAGACCUCUGUGACUGCUUUAAUUGUAUAAAAACAUGCAUCAACGAUAAAGGUCAUGAUAGAUGCAGAUGUACUUGAUGUCAUUGCCGUGUACUUUUUUCUACUUUUAAAAGAGGUGUCCAAUAAUUUAACACCUGUCUGAAAAUCCACCAUCAAUUUAAGCUGGUGAUAUGAAAACUUGAAUUUUAUGGACAGGGAUUCCUGGUCUAUGGCAACAUUUACAUACCAAGCAUAGUUGAAAUUUAUAUUUUUUAACUGUAUUUGGAUUCUUUUGCCAAAGUAAAUCAUGAAGGUUUAUUUUCUUCAGAAAAUGAGUAGAAACACAAGAGGAUCUCUACCACUAUUACCUUUUUACAGCUAUCCGAUAUUUCUUAAUACAGAACCUAAAAUGCUAUCAAGAAUUUAACAGAUCCCUUUAGAUGCUUUCAUAAUUUAGAUUAUCUUCUAUUUGGGGAUUUCUCAACCUUUGACCUUUUUGUUUUAAUGUGUCUGAAUGAUUAGUCUUUUCAAAACAUUUUUUUCAUAACUGAUGACAGUUUUGCAUUUUGCCUAUUUUUAAACAGCUGAUCUUUAGGGGUUUUUAAAAAUAAAUAAAUCUGAUGAAGUCAAGAGAUCUCUAAUUUGCAGAAUUCCGCAGACAAAAUGGAAUAAGUUUAUUAUAAAGUUUGUUCCAUCUUAAUGGCUUCAAAGAUCCUGUAUGCUGUAAGAUCUUUUUAAGUGCCUACAAGUAUCUUUUUUUAUCCCCAAAGACAUCUGCAGGCAAGUUUAUUCAUUUUCUGUUCAUCUAACAUAAUCUUAUGCCUCCCUGUUCUAGGCCUCACCAGGGAUUUGGCUUGUGCAUGUAUCGAUGUAUCUCUAAAUAUUAGCAGAGAAGAAUCGGCCAAUAUCUUGUGAGGCUGUGGAAGAAAAGAAAGACACUAAAUCAUUUCAUUUGGAUGCCUUGUUAGAGCAACAUGUUGUGAGAUCUACCCCAAAAGAUCUGUGCAACGUUUUUAAGUUUUAUGCCUGCCAAGAAAUAAAUGUUGUAGAUUUACUGUUUGGAAUCUUUUGAAGAAACAUUUACAGUUACUUAGAUGACAACCACAAAAAAAAAGUUUCCACCAGAUGCUGCUUACCCAUGACAAAGAGGCACUCUCAAGCACUGAAGUCACAUCCACCUUGUAAAAGUACAUACGCACAUGAUGAUAAUACAUCGUUGAUGCCUGAUGAUCAUAAAUGCUAACUUAAGGAAAUUGUUUAAGCAUCUGUACAUGCUGUUCCACAUUGUUAAUAUUAAUGACUGAGCCAAGGACAUUAAAGUGGUGGAGUGUCUGUACAUUGCACUGGAAUUGGCUGCAAAAUAUCAGUGCUAAUUUCAUGAACUGUGACAAAUCUUAAUCCACUUGUUGAUUUUAUGUAUACAAUUUCCACUUAUUUAUUUCCUGUGGUGAGUUGAUUUUAGCAAUGUCAUGUUCUACAUGGACAAAUAAAAUGGUUUAAAUGAU
This is a messenger RNA of Pomacea canaliculata, 6597 nucleotides long. RefSeq names its product kelch-like protein 9. The record is from RefSeq and is a predicted model, not a curated record. Bases 266 to 2128 code for a protein of 620 amino acids. NCBI's taxonomy places the organism in Eukaryota, Metazoa, Mollusca, Gastropoda, Architaenioglossa, Ampullariidae. The transcript has 6 exons. Gene Ontology annotation, molecular function: protein binding.